AAAGUGUUUGGCAGAGUGGAAGGUUCCAGAAGAGAAGGAUGAGCGCCGUGAACAUCACCAACGUGACGGUGCUAGAUAACCCUGCUUCCUUUCUCACCCCGUUUCAGUUCGAGAUCUCCUAUGAGUGUUUGACUCCUCUCAAAGAUGAUUUGGAAUGGAAGCUCAUUUAUGUUGGAUCUGCUGAGGAUGAGACCUAUGACCAAUUAUUAGAGAGUGUCCUUGUUGGUCCGGUCAACAUUGGAAACUAUCGCUUUGUUUUACAGGCAGAUCCACCGGACCCAUCAAAGAUUCGCGAAGAAGAUAUAAUUGGUGUCACUGUGCUGCUUCUGACAUGCUCUUAUCUGGGUCAAGAAUUCAUUCGUGUUGGCUAUUAUGUGAACAAUGAUUAUGAUGAUGAGCAGCUGAGGGAGGAACCUCCACCAAAGGUCUUAGUUGACAGGGUUCAGAGGAACAUUUUAUCUGACAAACCAAGGGUCACAAAGUUCCCCAUCAAUUUCCACCCUGAGAACAAUGAAAACGAAGAGCAACCCGGUCCAGCUGAGAAUCCUUCGGAAACUAGAGAAGAUCCACUUGCUGCCGGUGAUUGUGAUCCCUCAGAUGAGAGGGAUUCUUAACAUUUUGUAGUUAUACAGGCUUUUUCAGUUCCCAGAUCUCCAACUUUACAUUGACUGUGUGUGGAUUAAGGUGGCUUUCUAUGGUAUGAAUCUCUUGUUAAUGUGAAUUAGGUUUGAAUUUUGUUGGAAGUAGGGGCUGUCUGAAGGAUUUGUUUCAAAAUACUUGUAACGUGGGGAAACCAGUUUUUGUCCAUGAAGCUUUCCAUGCGAACCCAAUUUCAUUGAUCUUCUCUUUGAUAAAUCAUAUUUUGAUUCGUAGUAUCAAAAA
This is a messenger RNA of Arachis ipaensis, 882 nucleotides long. Its product is annotated as histone chaperone ASF1B. The record is from RefSeq and is a predicted model, not a curated record. NCBI's taxonomy places the organism in Eukaryota, Viridiplantae, Streptophyta, Magnoliopsida, Fabales, Fabaceae. Gene Ontology annotation, biological process: DNA replication-dependent chromatin assembly. Gene Ontology annotation, molecular function: histone binding. Gene Ontology annotation, cellular component: chromatin; nucleus.